Molecule: messenger RNA, 5183 nt
Organism: Pseudophryne corroboree (corroboree frog)
Lineage: Eukaryota; Metazoa; Chordata; Amphibia; Anura; Myobatrachidae
Product: zinc finger protein 665-like
Exons: 4
Coding region: 37-3204 (1055 amino acids)
Biological process (GO): regulation of transcription by RNA polymerase II
Cellular component (GO): nucleoplasm
Molecular function (GO): DNA-binding transcription repressor activity, RNA polymerase II-specific; RNA polymerase II cis-regulatory region sequence-specific DNA binding
Source: RefSeq, a predicted model, not a curated record
UAUAUAGAGGAACACAGGGGUCUGUACAAGGACGUGAUGAUGGAGAAUCACCGGCCCCUCACAUCACUGGAUGGGCCCAGUAACAGAGAUACCACAGAGAGAUGUCCCCGUCCUCUGUAUUCCCAGGAUUGUACAGAGGAGAAUCACAGAAUCCCACAGGAGGAUCAGGUAGAACGUCUGUCUGAUAUUAAAACAGAAGAUAUAGAGGGAGAAGGAGAGACGUAUGUGACUGAUAUGAAGGCAGCAGAUACAGAAGGAGAAGAAGAGACGUAUGUGACUGAUAUAAAGGCAGAAGAUACAGAGGGAGAAGAAGAGACGUAUGUGACUGAUAUGAAGGCAGCAGAUACAGAAGGAGAAGAAGAGACGUAUGUGACUGAUAUGAAGGCAGAAGAUAUAGAGGGAGAAGAAGAAACGUAUGUGACUGAUAUGAAGGCAGAAGAUAUAGAGAAAGAAGAAGAGACGUGUGUGACUGAUAUAAAGGCAGAAGAUACAGAGGGAGAAGAAGAGACGUAUGUGACUGAUAUGAAGGCAGAAGAUAUAGAGGGAGAAGAAGAGACGUAUGUGACUGAUAUAAAGGCAGAAGAUCUAGAGGGAGAAGAAGAGACGUAUGUGACUGAUAUGAAGGCAGAAGAUAUAGAGGAAGAAGAAGAGACGUAUGUGACUGAUAUAAAGGCAGAAGAUAUAGAGGGAGAAGUAGAGACGUAUGUGACUGAUAUAAAGGCAGAAGAUACAGAGGGAGAAGAAGAGACGUAUGUGACUGAUAUAACGGCAGAAGAUACAGAGAGAGAAGAAGAGACGUAUGUGACUGAUAUAACGGCAGAAGAUACAGAGGGAGAAGAAGAGACGUAUGUGACUGAUAUAAAGACAGAAGAUACAGAGGGAGAAGAAGAGACGUAUGUGGGUGAUAUAAAGGCAGAAGAUAUAAAGGGAGAAGAAGAGACGUAUGUGACUGAUAUAAAAGCAGAAGAUCUAGAGGGAGAAGAAGAGACGUAUGUGACUGAUAUAAAGGCAGAAGAUAUAGAGGAAGAAGAAGAGACGUAUGUGACUGAUAUAAAGGCAGAAGAUACAGAGGGAGAAGAAGAGACGUAUGUGACUGAUAUAAAGGCAGAAGAUAUAGAGGGAGAAGAAGAGACUUAUGUGACUGAUAUAAAGGCAGAAGAUAUAGAGGAAGAAGAAGAGACGUAUGUGACUGAUAUAAAGGCAGAAGAUAUAGAGGGAGAAGUAGAGACGUAUGUGACUGAUAUAAAGGCAGAAGAUAUAAAGGGAGAAGAAGAGACGUAUGUGACUGAUAUAAAGGCAGAAGAUAUAGAGGGAGAAGAAGAGACGUAUGUGACUGAUAUAAAGGCAGAAGAUAUAGAUGGAGAAGAAGAGACGUAUGUGACUGAUAUAAAGGCAGAAGAUACAGAGGGAGAAGAAGAGACGUAUGUGACUGAUAUAAAGGCAGAAGUUAUAGAGGGAGAAGUAGAGACGUAUGUGACUGAUAUAAAGGCAGAAGAUAUAGAGGGAGAAGAGACGUAUGUGACUGAUAUAAAGGCAGAAGAUAUAGAUGGAGAAGAAGAGACGUAUGUGACUGAUAUAAAGGCAGAAGAUACAGAGGGAGAAGAAGAGACGUAUGUGACUGAUAUAAAGGCAGAAGAUACAGAGGGAGAAGAAGAGACGGAUGUGAGGGGUGAUCAGCAGUGUAAGGAGGAGGAGAUCCCUACAGAUAUCAGCACAGCAGAUGGACACACAAGCAGGAAUAUCUCAGAAGGACAUCUAAUGUUAUCCCCGGAUUGUGACAUAAAAGAUAAUGACAGAAUACAGGAUUCUCCAGGAGAUAACCCCUUUACCCCAAUUAUACAUCCAGCUCUAUCAGCUGGUCCCUCUGAUCCUGGGAAAUGUUCUCCUGAUCACUCUGAUGUUGGUGCAUCUGUUACAGCUCUGACAGUAGAUUCAGUAUUUACCUGUUCAAUAGAUUCCAAAUGUUUUACGCAGCCCACAAAGCUUAUUACCCAUCAGCCUGCUAAGACAGGUGAGAGGCAAUUUCCAUGUUCUGAGUGUGAGAAAUGUUUUACAUGCAAAUCAGCUCUUGUUUCACAUCAGAGAAGUCACACAGGUGAGAAGCCAUUUCCAUGUUCUGAGUGUGGCAAAUUUUUUACACGGAAAUCAAAUCUUGUUACACAUCAGAGAAGUCACACAGGUGAGAAGCCAUUUCCAUGUUCUGAGUGUGAGGAAUGUUUUACAUGCAAAUCAGCUCUUGUUUCACAUCAGAGAAGUCACACAGGUGAGAAGCCAUUUCCAUGUUCUGAGUGUGGCAAAUUUUUUACACGGAAAUCAAAUCUUGUUACACAUCAGAGAAGUCACACAGGUGAGAAGCCAUUUCCAUGUUCUGAGUGUGAGGAAUGUUUUACACUGAAAUCAAAUCUUGUUAAACAUCAGAGAAGUCACACAGGUGAGAGACCAUUUGCAUGCUCAGAGUGUGGGAAAUGUUUUUUAAAUAAAUCAAAUCUUGUUGCGCAUCAGAGAACUCACACAGGUGAGAGGCCAUUUGCAUGCUCAGAGUGUGGGAAAUGUUUUUCAAGUAAAUCACAUCUUGUUAGACAUCAGAGAACUCACACAGUUGAGAUGCCAUUUGCAUGCUCAGAGUGUGGGAAAUGUUUUACACAGAGCUCAAAUAUGAUUAAACAUCAGAGAACUCAUACAGGUGAGAAGCCAUUUUCCUGUUCUGAGUGUGGAAAAUGUUUUUUACGUAAAGUCUGUUUUGUUAAACAUCAGAGAAGUCACACAGGUGAAAAGCUGUUUUCAUGCUCUGAAUGUGGGAAAUGUUUUUUAAAUAAAUCGAAUCUUAUUACACAUCAGAGAAGUCACACAGGUGAGAAGCCAUUUUCCUGUUCUGAGUGUGGGAAAUAUUUUUUUAGUAAAGCACAUCUAGUUUCACAUCAGAGAAGUCACACAGGUGAGAAGCCAUUUUUCUGUUCUGAGUGUGGGAAAUAUUUUUUUCGUAAAGCACAUCUAGUUACACAUCAGAGAAGUCACACAGGUGAGAAGCCAUUUUCAUGUUCUGAGUGUGAGAAAUGUUUUACACUGAAAUCAAAUCUUGUUAAACAUCAGAGAAGUCACACAGGUGAGAAGCCAUUUCCAUGUUCGGAGUGUCGGAAAUGUUUUACACAGAAAUCACAACUUGUUACACACCAGAGAAGACACACAGGUGAGAAGCCAUUUUAAUCUUCUGGAGUAUACUUAUCAUUGCCAUGCAUUGUUUUUCAAGGUUCUUAUCCUAGUGUGGGAAAUGUUUUUUAAAUAAAUUAAAUCUUGUUACACAUCAGAGAACUCACACAGGUGAGAGGCCUUUUGCAUGCUCAGAGUGUGGGAAAUGUUUUUCAAGUAAAUCACAUCUUGUUAGACAUCAGAGAACUCACACAGUUUAAAUGCCAUUUGCAUGCUCAUGAGUGUGGGAAAUGUUUUACACAGAGCUCAAAUAUGAUUAAAAAUCAGAGAACUCAUACAGGUGAGAAGCCAUUUCCAUGUUCUGAGUGUGGGAAAUGUUUUUUAAGUAAAGCCCAUCUUGUUAAACAUCAGAGAACUCACAGGUGAGAAGCCGUUUCCAUUCCCUGAGUGUGGGAAAUAAAUCAGAUCUUGUUAAACACAUUAGACAUUACCCAAGUGAGGAACCAUUUUAAUCUUCUUGAGUAUAAUCAUCAUUGCCAUGCAUUGUUCCUCAAGGAUCAAUCCUAUCUCCUAUACUUUUUGCAAUAUACAUGCUACCACUUGUAGAAAUAAUCAGACGUCAUGACCUGGCCUACCACUUCUAUGCAGAUGACUUGUCUUUUGCUCCAUGUACUGAGAACCCAACACCAAUACUAAAUGGGAUGGUAAUGCUAUCCCGGUGGACAGAAUGCUGGCUGUCAAUAUACCAACAGUGGAAUACCAGCAGUGGGGUGAGUGCAAAGAGUUCCCUUGCGGGCUCCCUGUUCUCGCUAUGCUGCAGGCGCAGUGGCUCAUUGUGUUCACCACAGGUAUUAUUCCCACUCUAUGGGUGUCAUAGACACCCACGAGUGAGAAUAGCUGUGGUGAGUGCUGUUGGCAUUCCCGGCUGUCGGGAAUUCUGAAUGUCGGGAUAUUAACUACAUCCCAUCCUAAAUGGUUGUCUAGCUGAGCUCCAGGGGUGGAUGAUGCCAGUUGGCUGUGACUCAGUCUUAGUGAUACGUAAUAGAAGUUCACAAACAAAGGACAAGACUACAGCUUUACCAACCAUCAUGACUUAUGCUUUGGGGUUCAGAGUGACAAAAUGCUGACUGCGGAAACUUUGUGUGGUCCUGGAUUGUGGCUGACACAGACAUCGGGUAUCCGCCACAUUCAAAUCUUCGUUCUUCCAUCUGAGGACCAUAGCCAGAAUCGAGCUCUUGAUUCCCUCAGAAGACCUGCCUACAGCCAUACAUGCAUUUGUAUCCUCUCACACAGACUACUGCAAUGUCCUCUACCUGGGUCUCCCAGCAAAAGAAUUACACCGCUUGUAGCUUGUACAGAAUGCAGCAGCCAGUCUGUUACCUAACACCCAUUCUCUACUCCCUCCACCGGCUGCCUGUAAGAUGGAAAAUCUAUUUAAUAAUCGGCUAACUGACCUUCCCAGCCCAACAUUACAUGGUCCAAGGUACCAGAAGCUCCUUACUGCCUCACUUGUUUAUUUCUGCAGAGAAAGGACUGUUACCAGCAGUACCAGGAAACUCCCAUAAUGCAUUUGGGGGUCAAAAUUUUAUCUUUGUAGCCCUGGCCAUGGAACUUGCUGCCUCGCACAGUCCAAGAGGCCUUCACCCUAGAGCCCUUCACAAGCAGGCUGAUGACUGACCUGUUACUCAUUUCAUUAAUGCUCCUGUAGUUCUUACAUAUAUCCCACAUGCUUAGUUCUUUGUUCUGUUGUUUAUUUUGUAACUUGUGCUUUGUGUGAUUGUGUAAUGCCAGUUUGUGCUAUCUAUAUUGCUGCACGACAAUAUGGCGGCCAUAGGAAUGUGUUUCCACUUCUAGUUUCCCAUUCUUAUCUCAUCUGAUCAUCUUAAUCAGGAGUGUUGUGGGAUACAAGAUCCUAUAUAUAUAUAUAUGUAUAUAUAUAUAUAUAUACAUUACCAUGUGCAUUAGAGUCACCCGGGUUCCAUCUGCGGUGGUUUGUUGUAUGUUACAUCUAUAUGGUGCGGAUACUCUGUAUGAUU